Molecule: messenger RNA, 2118 nt
Organism: Malaclemys terrapin pileata
Lineage: Eukaryota; Metazoa; Chordata; Testudines; Emydidae
Gene: EFCAB12
Product: EF-hand calcium binding domain 12
Exons: 10
Coding region: 181-2004 (607 amino acids)
Source: RefSeq, a predicted model, not a curated record
CGGCGCCUUCCCUCGCUCCCUGCCCACGGGCCGGCGCGGUAGAGCUGGGUGCAGACUUGGCCAGCCUGUUCCGGGAGCCGCCAGGUGUCAUCCAGCAGGUCAGUGGCAGAGCCAGGAAUUGAACCCACAUCUCCUGAGUCCCUGUCCAGUGCUCUGAAAGGUGAAAUUUAAGGGGACACCAUGACUGGGGAAGAUUUGCUCAAAGACACUACCAGCGUCAAGCCGGAACUGGUCUUACAGCACUGUUUUAAACAAUACAAACUCAGAGAUUUGUAUCCAAAGUUUUUCUUUAAAGUGAAACCAAGUAAAUUUGGGCCACCCAAAUCCAGACGUCGCAUUAUUAUCGCACCUCCAAUGGUAAGAUCAGCUUCUGAUGGUUCAAAACCCAUUCAGACCACUGCCAUCGAUGAAAAGGAGGAAGCUUCUGCCUGGCAAGUGACCCCUGAGGUAGAAAGCUGUCCCCACACUCCAGAAGAACCUUCAGAGGCAGGAGAUGAUCUACCAAAGCUGGAAGCUUGGAUAACGGAAAGGAGAAAGCUCCGGUCUCAACUGGAUAGCCUUGUGGAUGUUGAAAAAUGGCUAAGUCAAAAACUUUGCACCAGUGAGCAAGAAGAUAGAGUCCUGGAAAACUUACAAAACUGCAGAGCAAUGAGGAAGGCUGAAAGGCAGUUAGCUGCGACCAGAAAUCUUGAAAACCUGCUGCCAAAGCACGACCUGCCUCCUCGAAGAAGAGUCAUCCCCAUUAUCAACGCUCCCUAUCCCCAGUCCCUCAUCACCCUGCAUAACCUUCUGCACAAACAAAAGCUCAAGAUGGUGGACUUAUUCAGGAAGGCGGAUAAGGACAAGAAGCAGUUCAUGAGAUCAGACUUCAUUAAAGUUAUCAAGGGGGCCAAAGUCCCUAUCAGUGACAAUGACCUGGAAGAUGUGAUCAUCUUCCUUACUUCUUCAAAACGUGGGAAUUUUAUAACCAGUGACGAUCUGGUUGAAUGUCAAAAUAUAUGGCUGGAUACAAUGAGAGAUCAGACGAAACAACCUGGGGAGGCAAAAACAGCAUGUCCCCGAUUUCACACCCGAAAAGCUAUUUCUAAAACUGUUAGUCGUCCAGCAUCUGCUGCUGGCAAAACCAAAGAGACACAGCCACUAGCUCCUAGUGAACCUGGAACAAAGUUAACACUGUUAGAAGUUCCUCCUAUCCACACCGAACCGGAUCACAGACCUCUAACCUAUGAGGAAAUGGAGGAGAUUGGGAAGAGAUGCAGAGAUAGGAAACGAUGGGAGAAGGCCAAGGUCAAUCCAAUACAAUGGAUGGAACGCUGUCGACUAGUGAGAUCUGGAAACAAGGCCAUUGAUGAACAUUGCUUGCCAUCUACAAUGGAGAGUGAAAUGGGGGAAAUAAUUGAUCAGCAUCGAAGGACCUGCUACAUGGUCUAUCUGCAGUGUCUCAAAUUAUGCAAAGAAUAUAACAUUCCGUUUACCGAAAAGGUCCUGGAAAAAGCCCUGCUGUACCCAGGAGACAAAAUAAUAAAAGAAGGAGCAUAUGUGCGGAAGAUCAGACAGCCGGGGGGUCCCUAUACAACAAUGGAUGGGAGUCACCACCAAAGACGACUGCUUUUAAGCAGACAAGGAUUAAGAAAUGCAUUAAAAAGGAACGCCAAAAAUGGAAUGCAUGGUACAGGGAUUACGGGGCAACUACAUGGAAAGCAGAAGGCAUACAGAGGCAGCUGGAUGUCAUUUGAGGAUUAUGAACAGUUAACAAGACGUCUGCAUGCGAAGUGGUCUAAUCUGAGCUACAAGUCUCACGACAAUAACUUCUGGCCAGGUCACCUUCUGGACAAACUGCGUAUUUACCUCCCACAGAUAGAGCCUAGUCAGGAGCAUGCCCUGUUCAGCUAUGUUCGUCCAACACCACCUGUCUAUCCUGGUGUCUACAACCCACACCGCAGCUGGCCAAUGAGUGACCAGGGAUACGUGACCUAUGGAAAUACUGAGACUCAAAAGUAUUGAUGUUGUCUGGGACAGUAAUGCUAUGCAUAAUGAAAGCUUUGUAAUCCCUCAGUCACCUCCGUGGACUUAGGCCACCAUCAUAAGCAAAAUAAAGCUAUCAAAGCUAUGAAAGUA